AUGGCGAACAACAUAAGAGAAGACAUUAAUAAUGAUUAUGGCAUUGAGCUGUCAUAUGGAAAAGCUUGGAGAUGUCGAGAGAUGGCUCUGGAGUAUGUCAGGGGGACACUGGAAGCAUCCUACGAAAAGCUACCAUCGUACAUGUUCAUGCUUCAACAGAAAAAUAUCAGGAUGUUGAUAGAUUUUUUCAUUGAGUAUGAUCGGUUCAAAUAUUGCUUUUUCUCAGUAGGACUUAGUAAAAGAGAGUUUCGUACAUGUUGUCCUGUGUUAUGUGUGGACGACACUUUUUUAAAGACAAAAUACGGUAGGCAGAUGUUAUGUCUAGUCGCUUUGGAUGCAAAUAACCAUAUGUAUUUAAUUGCAUUUGCUAUUGUGGAUAGUGAGAAUCAUGAUUCUUGGAAGUAUUUCAUGUCAAAUCUAAAGAAAGCGGUUGGGGAAGUUGAGGACCUGUGGUUUGUAUCUGACAAGCAUGCGAGUAUUACACAUGCCUUGGAAACUAUUUUCUCCGAUGCCUAUCACUGUGCUUGCUACCACCACAUUAGUAUGAAUGUGAUUGCUAAAUUCAAGACUGAUCAUUGUCAUGUGUUGAUGUAUAAUGCGACAUAUGCUUUUAGGAAGUCUGAGUUUCAUGCUCACUUCAACAAAAUCAAAUCAAAAGACCCAGCGAUCGCUCAGUACCUAGAAGACAUAGGGUCCCGAGCUUACUUUCCUGGAAAUAAGUACAAUAUAAUGACAAGCAAUUACGUUGAAAGUUUCAACAAUAAGACCCGGGACGCAAGGAGCUUUCCGAUAACUACAUUCGUUGAAUUUAUUCGCUUCACACUUCAGUCCUGGUUCUGUGAUAGGAGAGAAACUAGCAAGAAGACUACUACAACUCUUGCACAGACAUACGAGAAAGAUUUGGUGGAUAUGGAACGCAUAAUUCAAGAAAAGAAAAGAAUGCGAAAGAAAAACAAGAAAAUGAUUGCAUAUUGGGAGACUAAGAGAUAA
Messenger RNA from Humulus lupulus (European hop), 990 nucleotides. RefSeq lists its product as uncharacterized. The coding region runs from base 1 to 990 and encodes 329 amino acids. The record is from RefSeq and is a predicted model, not a curated record. The transcript has 3 exons. Lineage: Eukaryota; Viridiplantae; Streptophyta; Magnoliopsida; Rosales; Cannabaceae.